ACAAAAUCAACCCAUCGAGUGAAAAACUGCCAACCUUCACAGACUUUUGAGGAUCUGUUGGAACUGCUGAGCACAGCCACAUUUGAGAGGACAAAACUCAAACCUGGAUUUCUUUCAACUGUUUUUUGUUGUUUUGUCUCGUGGACUGUUGACCACUUUGCAACAUUUUGGAGGAUAAAAACCAGCUUGGAGAUUUUUCUGCUCUUGGUUUUGAGCUCAUAACAACAGAGACAAUGAAUCCUAAAGGAGUUUGUCCUGAAGAAGAAGCCUUGCACUUCAUUGCUUCUGAGAAGGACAAAGACAUAUUUCAGAAGAAAUUCAUCAGUGAAGACAAAGGUCAUGGAGUUAUUGCCACCAGAAACAUUGAGCCAGGAGAAUUCUUGCUGGAGUAUGUUGGAAGACAUAUCUCUGGCUCUGAAGGAGAGGACCUGGUUAAAGAGUAUUCAGCUGAAGAUGCAGCAUUUUUGCAUUUCUAUAACUUCCAAGGACAAAACUUCUGCAUUGAUGGCAGUAAAGAUACAGCAAGACUUGGAAGAUUCAUAAAUGAUGAUCACAUCAAGCCAAACAGCAAAAUUAAAAUAAUAUUGGAUGAGCAACAAAAACCACAUCUGUGUGUAUUUGCAAAGACAGAAAUUCUUGCAGGAGAAGAAAUCGUCUACAACUAUGAAAACCCCAACUGUCAAUGGCGACAGUUCACAAGAAACAAAAUGCAGAAGAGGUUCACCACUCAGGAGGCAUUGGAACUGAUUCUGAGCAGUGCCAACCCUUGUGAUUCAGAUGGAGAAGACAUAGACCUUCAACCGGAUUCGGACUCUGAGCCGUCUUCAGAUGAGGAGACUCUCCCUCUACCAAAAAAGAGAGCUCGUUUGUCAGAGACCGCAAAAGAUGGCACAGUGUGGCGGGAAGAACAAGUGGGGACACGUCUCCAUUUCACUCCAAUAGAACCGUACGCCACAGAUGGAGAGCCAAGCGCUGAGGCCAGACAAAGUAUCCGGAGUCGCCUUCAGAGCUUCCUCUGUUUUAUCACUCUUGACAUGCUUCGUAGUAUUCAAGAAUGGACUACUCAACAUGCACGUCACACGGAGCAGCAGGAUUGGUUCAUGGAUCUCCCAGAACUAAUGGCAUUUAUUUCAGUCAUUAUCUUGCGGGGGGUGACCAAGGUUCCAUCACUGUGUGACAGCUGGUCAGCAAACCUGGCAAACCCAAGGAUCAUUGCAACUAUGGCCCGAAACCGCUUCCAAGACAUCAUGCGACACCUACGCUUUGAUGACCUGUUUACACGCAGUGAGCGAGCGGGGACCGAUAAGUUUGCUGCAAUCUCCGAUGUUUGGGGAUCGUUUGUCACUAACUGCAUCGCAUCCUACAACCCUGGUCGACACAUCACUAUUGGUGAACAGCUUUUUCCAUCAAAGACUCGCUGCUGUUUCUUGCAAUACAUUGCAACAAAACCGGACAAGUUUGGCAUCAAAUUUUGGGUGGCUUGCGACUUGAAAUCAAAGUACAUCUGUAAUGUCUUCCCAUAUCUUGGAAAGGACCCCAGUCGUCCCAGCGGGGAGAAACUGUCCGAGACUGUAGUGAUGAGGCUGAUGGAACCGUUCAUGGACAAGGGCAGAACUGUAACCACGGACAAUUUCUUUACAUCACUGUCACUUGCACAACGACUGCUUAGCCGGAAAACCACUAUCCUCGGCACAGUCAACAAGAGACACCGGGAAAUUCCUCAAUCCGCUAGACAGAUGGAUCGCACUGAAUUCACCACUCAGGUGUUUUCAACCACUGGUGCCACGCUGACCGUGUAUGCGCCCAAACGGAAGAACGCCGUUUAUGUUCUCAGCAGCAUGCACAGCGUGGUUGAGACUGAGGAUACCACCAAAAGGAAGCCAAACACGGUCACACAAUACAACAAAACAAAGUGCGGUGUGGAGGUGAUGGACCAAAUGGUGCGGGAGUACAGCGUGCGUGCAGGAACACGGAGAUGGCCAGUUGCCGUGUUCUACAACAUGAUCGACAUGGCAGCACUGAAUGCACAUGUGCUUUAUCAGGCAUGCAUUGGGGUGCAGGAGAGACGGGUGGACUUUCUGGUUGAGCUUGCAAAAGAGUUGGGUAACUCUCAUGUGAGUGGGAAGAAGGCACACAAGGAGAAACUGCUUCGGCAACAACCUUCCACACCCAGCUCAGGCAAAAGAGCGAAGUGUCAGGUCAACCAUCGAUGCAGGAACAAUUGUGCAACUGUGAGAUGCGUUGACUGCUACAAAUACACAUGUGGCAAAUGCACCAGGGUCAUACCCUGGCAGUGCCAGGUAUGUUCCGACAGUGCAGACAGACUGCUGAGUGAGUCCUGAAAUGCCAGUCACACAAGGACAUGCCACUCACACACACAC
Molecule: messenger RNA, 2381 nt
Organism: Gambusia affinis (western mosquitofish)
Lineage: Eukaryota; Metazoa; Chordata; Actinopteri; Cyprinodontiformes; Poeciliidae
Exons: 8
Coding region: 234-2342 (702 amino acids)
Molecular function (GO): protein binding
Source: RefSeq, a predicted model, not a curated record